AGACGAACCCGCUCGUAGCACCCGCUACGAACAACUUUGUAACGCGAAAUAUUAAAAACUGAGUGUUAUUGUGUUGUGAAGUGAGUUGUAACUUUGGAGAGCUAAAAAUCGGGAAGAUGUCUCUGGUGCCGCCCGGCGGGAACGACUCGCCGAGUCCUCGCCGCGCAGUCAGCCCACUUCUGGAGUCCCGGAGGCCACAUUGCACCUUGGCUUGUGAUUAUUGUGCCGCCAUAUUGGAAGAUAAGUUCAAGCGUAAUGCAGAGAUGCGCAAUCGUGGUACAUCACCAUUAUCAGUGUCACCUCGACAGUCGUUAACUGGUGAACCACCUUGGACAUUGCCUGAUGAUGACCGACCUGACUUCUCUGCGCUCAAGGAAAACAUUCAUAGGAUCAAUAAGGACUGCGAAACAUCGACUCGCCUGGACAUGCUAUUAACUCAAGUGGAACAAUACGCGAACAAUCUAGAAGCUCUCGUGGAAGAAAGAACAUCCGAUUAUUUGGAGGAAAAGAGGAAAUGCGAGGAAUUGCUCUAUCAGUUACUACCAAAAUCCGUAGCAUCACAACUAAUAAUGGGCCAGCCAGUGAUGGCAGAAACGUACGACCAAGUGACGAUCUACUUCAGCGAUAUAAUUGGUUUCACGCAACUGUCAGCCGAAUCUACCCCACUCGAGGUCGUUGACCUACUGAACGAUCUGUACACUAGCUUCGACUCUAUCAUCGAGAAUUUCGAUGUUUAUAAGGUGGAAACAAUAGGCGACGCAUACAUGGUAGUAUCAGGGCUUCCCAUGCGUAACGGCAACAGACACGCCGCAGAAAUCGCGCGCAUGUCGAUAGCUUUGCUCAACGCGGUGCGACUCAAGACCGUGCCGCACAGACCCGGCGAGAGACUGUUGUUAAGGAUCGGCAUGCAUACAGGACCUUGCGUGGCCGGUGUUGUUGGUCUUAAGAUGCCCAGAUAUUGUCUCUUCGGAGAUACAGUUAACACUGCAUCUAGAAUGGAAUCUCAUGGUGAAGCUCUGAAAAUACACGUUAGCCCCAAAACUAAAGAAGUACUGGAUUUGUACGACUGUUUCGAUCUGGCUUGUAGAGGAGAAAUUACUAUGAAGGGUAAAGGCAAAAUGACAACAUAUUGGCUGCUCGGCGAAAAAGGGCAAAACGAGGCACAAUACCAAGAAACUUGUAACGAAAAUAUUAAUGUUAACCCUAGUAUAACAUUUCAAGGUCCAGACAGUCCAGCUUCACAUUCCCUCACACACAGCGACAGUCCCAAAAGAAACGGAACCAAAGAUACCAAUAUUAUGACCUUAGCAGAAAUAUCCAAUGAACGAGAUCGUAUUAAACAUGAAAUAGCCACUUUUGUUGCUAAAGAUCUCAUCAACAAUAUAGACAGCGCUGUUAGAGAAAUAAAACUAUCUCAAAGCGCUACUUUUAAUACAUUACCUACUAACAAACUGUGUAAUGGUAACGGCAAAGAAAUAAUAACCCCGACUUAUGAUAAAGAAUUAGUCAUAAAUAAAGGAAAAGUACGUGAUGUUGUUAAUCGAUUUAACAACACAAUUAAUAAUACGAACGACGUUAAAAACAUAAAACCAAAGAUAGAAAAGUAAUGUGGUAACGGUCUAAAUAUUGUUUGUGUUAAUAUAUUAUAUUGAUGUUGAAUAAAAUAAAGUUUUAAUAUACCGUAGUGCAAAGCACCUACUCUAGUCAAUAUUAGGUUAAAUCCAGAGUUAGUUUAUUUGUGGGUGACCAACCUGCUCCGAAUUUUAAUUAGUAACUAGGUUAUGCUGACGAAUAUAUACCAGAUAAUAUAUUUAUUGGUAAGGAAACCGCGAAAACGGUGGAUCAGAAAGUCGUAGUGAGAUGUGUAAUAUAAGAUUUAGGAAAUACUAUUGUAUUUACUAGACCCCGUAGUAUUUUUACUGACCUUUUUAUAUUCCCUUACCUUUGUAACGUAUUGAAUUUCUAAAUGUUGUAUAAAUAUUGAAAUCUAUAUGUCUAUAAGCUUUAAAGUGCUUUUCUAGUCAAUGAGCUCAAGUCCUAAAUACUCUAAAUUAUUUAUUGAAUCUAUACGAGUUGUUAAUUUUUGUAAAUAUUUAUUUUUAAUUUAAAAAGGCCAGUAAGCAUUUGUGUUUUAUAUGUGUUUACACUUGUAGAUAUAUUUAAAAAUAACACCGUAGAUGAAAAAUGCAAUGGAAUUCGGAUUUUAGUAUGAUAAGAAUCUAUGUAGUAGGUAGUAGAUGUUUUAUAAUAAUAA
Colias croceus (clouded yellow) is the source of this 2254-nucleotide messenger RNA. RefSeq names its product atrial natriuretic peptide receptor 2-like. Gene Ontology annotation, biological process: cGMP biosynthetic process; intracellular signal transduction; receptor guanylyl cyclase signaling pathway. The coding region runs from base 117 to 1607 and encodes 496 amino acids. NCBI's taxonomy places the organism in Eukaryota, Metazoa, Arthropoda, Insecta, Lepidoptera, Pieridae. Gene Ontology annotation, molecular function: guanylate cyclase activity; peptide receptor activity. The transcript has 8 exons. The record is from RefSeq and is a predicted model, not a curated record.